This is a messenger RNA of Rhopilema esculentum, 1069 nucleotides long. Its product is annotated as ragulator complex protein LAMTOR3-A. NCBI's taxonomy places the organism in Eukaryota, Metazoa, Cnidaria, Scyphozoa, Rhizostomeae, Rhizostomatidae. Gene Ontology annotation, biological process: positive regulation of TOR signaling; cellular response to amino acid stimulus. The record is from RefSeq and is a predicted model, not a curated record. Gene Ontology annotation, cellular component: Ragulator complex.
GUUGAAUUUCAUGUGACCGGAGCAUGAUCACGAAAAAGAGGCUUCUUUGCAAGUCAGAGAGGGCUCCAGUCAAGAUAUUCAAGAUUUUUUGUAGAGUACCUUUCUGAGCUAAACAUGACUGAGGCUCUGCACAGUUUUUUCCAUGAGAUGUUAGAGAGGGCUGAUGGGUUGUUAGCAAUAAUGGUGACGGACAGGGAAGGUGUGCCUGUUAUUAAAGUUAACCAAUCAAAUUGCCCAGAACUUGCAACAAGAGGCAGCUUCCUAGCAACAUUUUCAACUGCAACAGAACAGGCUAGCAAACUGGGAUUAUCAAAAAACAAAAACAUGAUUUGCUUGUACCAAUCAUACCAGAUUAUAAUGUUCAAUUUCUCACCGCUGGUAGUCACAGUGAUUGCUAAGGGCUCUGCAAACACAGGUAUGAUUCUCUCGCUUGAAGAUGAAUUCUCGGAAAUACUGAAAGACUUAAGCAAGACUGUAGGUAGCACAUAGUCGAGAUAGAGGUCAGUUAUAAAUAAUAUUGUCUUCUGCUCUGCUUUUAUUGAAAAAAAACCCGACCUCGUGGGCUUAUCAUUGGCGCUUGCCCCCUGAAUUUCUCUAUGGGAAAUUUGUCUUGCUAAAUUUAUCUUUUCCAGUAUUGAAAAAAUCGAAUGACUCUAGCAUAUCCUCAAAGUAUUCGAUGGUGCAAAUUUUUUUUCUAACUUUCAUGUUCGAAAUUCAAUUUUUUCGUGCUGCACAGUUCAAGAGUUAAUCCAAAAACAAAAUUAAAGUUAAUUUUUGUUUAUGAUGCAUUAUGAUGCAUCAAACUUAAUUUUUGUUAGCCAGAGCCAGUUGGGUAGACUUCCAGUUAGUGAGGGUAGAGAUGUUAAGACUCCUUGAUGUAAGUUAAGAAUCAAAAUAUGCGAAUUCCAAUUGAAAAUAUUAGGCAUUGGUAGAUAAAAUAUUUGUAAAUGAUUUAUACUGAUGUAUUUUUGUUGUGCUAGAUUUUGUAGCCGUAGAAAAAGCUUGAUUUACGCUUACAGUAAAAGGUAGCUGAAGUAUUUUUUUUGUUCCGGAGAACUUGUUUCUAUAA